Messenger RNA from Vigna umbellata (rice bean), 2539 nucleotides. RefSeq names its product DNAse I-like superfamily protein. The record is from RefSeq and is a predicted model, not a curated record. Lineage: Eukaryota; Viridiplantae; Streptophyta; Magnoliopsida; Fabales; Fabaceae. Gene Ontology annotation, biological process: GPI anchor biosynthetic process. Gene Ontology annotation, cellular component: endoplasmic reticulum. Gene Ontology annotation, molecular function: catalytic activity.
AAAAGUGCAUCGUAGAAGUUUACCAAUUGAAACAGCUGCAUGCUGAUUUUUCAUAGGCGUGGCUAUCAAAUCUUGUCCAUCCAUGUCCCACUUUCUCUACCUAAGUCAUUGACUUUUGUUUAGUGAAAAGGACUUCAAAAUGCAUGUUUUCCAACUAUGAUUUUGAGGGUUACAAGAGCUCAAUCAAAAUUACAACAACAUACAUAGACAAAUUUUAUUCAGAAGUUAUAAUGCAAAGUUAUGCUGUUUAAAAAAUUGAAAGCCGGAUCCACUAUUUAUGUAAUAACUACAACCUUUUAUAAUACAUUCGAGAAAGCUAAGAUUUCAACUCAUUAUAUAAGAAAAGUAUAAAGCUGCAUCAGCCUACGCAAUGGAUGUUAUGCAGUCAAAAAUGUCUGCAACUCACGGGAUGUAUAUGCAGGCUUCCACUACACUGGACAGUGGUUGACCCCACCAAAAUAAUCAUUUGUUGCUUUAUGCAUUUUAAUGGUUAUUAUCAUUAACACACAUAAAAACAAGACAUUAGUUAACUUCUUCUGUUCUUGUUGGUAGCAGUUGGCCUUGUUUUCUUGUGUUGGAAAGGAAGCUCAACAACAUUGCACCUUUGUCAACUCUCUGACUCUGUCUAUCUCCCUCCAUGGAGUAGUUAGGACCUAAUUUUGUCUCCACUUAUUCCAUAUAUUGACUCGUUUGAAAGAUGUGCCACUGAUUAAGCUGGUGAAAGAAAUCAUGAUGAACAUGUCAUGAAAAAAAGAACAUUGAAUUUAUAUUUUCCUUCCCAAAAGAGAGUUUGUUAAAUUGUUUCUCUGGCGAGAUGUUUAGUGUCAUUAGAAGAAAACUCCGGCACCUUUAUUCAAGGAUACUGUGGCUACUAUGGAAGCGCCCCAGGUCUAAAGUUGUGAUCAAAAGGUUUAGAAAAUUGAACUUUAAGGCUCACCACCCCAGAGCAAAAUUGAGUAAAAACAAAUCUAGAAGUGACUCAAAUGGCCUAUUGGUUGAGUCUGAAUCUGGAAGGCCUAUUAGGAUUGCUACAUUCAAUGUUGCCAUGUUUUCACUUGCACCUGCUGUUUCAGAAUUUGAUGAAUGGGUUGUCUCCAAUCAUGAGCAUAGUUCUAAGAAGAAGAAUCUCGCAAAGGGUGACUUUCCCAAGAGUAUACUGAAGCAAUCUCCAUUGCAUGCCUCUCUGAACAAAGCUCAGAGUCUUUCUGACUCCAACAUUCUGCCACGUUCAAAUUUGAAGGUUUCUAUUAAUCUUCCCGAGAAUGAGAUUUCAUUGGCAAAUAGUAAAGAGGGCACAUCAGAUAGAAUUAUGGGAAAUGUUUCUGGCAGGCAUCAGGUCCCUGCAAGGUCUCCUGUGUGUUUUCCUUUCAUUAUGAACUACUGUGAGGGCAGAGAGAGAUUCGCAAGCAGCAGAAGCAUCCUGGAAGUUCUGAGGGAGAUUGAUGCAGACGUGAUGGCCCUGCAGGAUGUGAAAGCAGAAGAAGAGAAGAACAUGAAGCCUCUUUCUGAUUUAGCAGCUGCCUUGGGGAUGAAAUAUGUGUUUGCUGAGAGUUGGGCUCCAGAAUAUGGAAAUGCCAUCUUAUCCAAAUGGCCAAUUAAGAAGUGGAAAGUUCAAAAGAUUGCUGAUGAUAAUGAUUUCAGGAAUGUUUUGAAGGCUACAAUUGAUGUGCCUUGGGCUGGAGAAAUAAAUUUGCAUUCUACUCAGCUUGACCACUUAGAUGAGAAUUGGAGAAUGAAACAAGUGCAGGAAAUAUUUCGCUCCAAUGACACUCCCCAUAUCUUAGCAGGAGGUCUCAAUUCACUAUAUGGAGCAGAUUACUCAUCUGAGAGAUGGACAGAUAUUUUUAAUUACUAUGAGAAACUCGGAAAGCCUAGGCCAAGGUCAGAAGUCAUGAACUUCAUGAAAUCCAAAGGCUAUAUCGAUGCAAAGGAUUAUGCAGGAGAAUGUGAGCCCAUUGUCAUCAUUGCUAAAGGCCAAAAUGUGCAGGGGACAUGCAAGUAUGGCACAAGAGUGGAUUACAUUCUGGCUUCCCCAAACUCUCCAUACAAGUACGUGCCAGGGUCCUACUCAGUGAUUUCUUCAAAAGGAACUUCUGAUCAUCAUAUAGUGAAAGUGGACAUUGUGAGAGUAAAUGCAUCUGCUCAGAAAAAUGUCAUGAGACAGUGCAGAAAACUAAAGAGUAAGGUUGUGAAAAUAACACCACCAUGUUCUGCAACAGGUGUAAGGGAAUCAACCCCACCUACCAAAAUACUUGUACCAUAGGAAAAUUAUGUGACGAAAGUGAUGAGGCAUAUUUUGAUGAACAGUGUGUUUUCUGUUAGCUGUGAAGUUAAAACGGCAUGGCCAUGCAAUAGAGUUUGACAUUUUCUAGUGCCUGCAUUAUGUGUAAAGUACUGCAUUAAUACUGCCCUUUACCCUUUUCUUUUGUUUGUCCCUGUCUGCAUAUAAAUAAUUCAUCUCAGAAUGUGAUCAUUCCUAUGUAAUAUCCCUCCACUGCAACAACAUUUUGCAUCAUAUUGCAAGUAAUUUAAAUGUUAA